Molecule: messenger RNA, 1599 nt
Organism: Metarhizium robertsii ARSEF 23
Lineage: Eukaryota; Fungi; Ascomycota; Sordariomycetes; Hypocreales; Clavicipitaceae
Product: Aminoglycoside phosphotransferase
Exons: 2
Coding region: 1-1599 (532 amino acids)
Source: RefSeq, a predicted model, not a curated record
AUGCCAGCCUCGGCGAUUCCACACAAUCUCACUGAUAAGCUGCAUCCUACGCCGCCACGUGAGCUUGGCUCCGAUCAGUCGCAGUCACACAGCUCCGGGUCCAACCCAUCUGGCUCGCAAUCGCUGCAAAGAGCUCUUGCCGGCGACGACAAUGCUCUGGUUCCAAUCCACUACCCAGCUCUAAAAGAGGCAUUCCUAACAUCCCUUGAAGAACAGCAGCAUGUUAUCGAGGCAACAGUUCGGCACUGCCUAGGCGUCCGGAAUUGUCACCUGGGCGCCCGGGAGGUCUGGCAAUCUGGCUCCUUCAACGUCGUCCUUCCAAUCCAUAUUGCAGCCGGCUGGUCUGUCUUCAUGCGUAUCCCAUUCCCGUAUCGCCUUGGCGAAGACCGGUGCCCGGGCAACGUUGAAGAAAAGCUCCGGACCGAGAUUGCCACCUAUAUCUGGCUGCGUCAAAAUUGUCCCGAUAUCCCAAUCCCCGAAUUGCACGCCUUUGGGCUGCCAGACGGGUCAGCGUUCUCACAUCCCCUCCGCACACCCAUCUGGGAGCGAACCUGGUGGGCGUUGAAGCGAUUUGCUUGCUUACUACUCGGGCGCCCGGUACCUGUCCAUUAUGUCAAGCGGAAAACUCGCCACUCAAUCAAUCCUGGCUUUUUGAUUAUAAGCCAAGCGUGCGGCGAAAAACUAGCCUGGUCGUGGCUAGAUCGCUUCCAAGACAAGGCGUACCGAGACCGCUUGUUCCGCAGCCUUGCUCGUAUAUCACUCUCGCUAAAUUCGGUUCCCUUGGCGCGCAUCGGAUCGUUGAAGCUUCAGCCGGACGCAUCUAUCGCCUUGUCCAACCGGCCGCUUAGCCUCUAUUUUCAGAUGCUGGAGAACGAGGGCAUUCCGACCGGCAUCCCGCGCCAUCGUACAUACGCCCAAGUGGAAUCGUACCUCUCCGAUCUUCUCUCCUUCCAGGAUAAUAAAAUUCGUCAUCAGCCCAACGCAGUCCAUGAUCAAGAGGAUGGCGAGAGACAACUCGCUGCGCUUACCGCCCUGCGCGCCACCAUGCACCACUUCAUCCGUCCAGAGCAUCGCGACGGACCAUUCUUCCUUCACCUGACAGAUUUACACCAGCAAAACAUCUUUGUUGACCAAGAUUGGAAUAUUGAGACAAUUAUCGAUCUUGAGUGGGCGCAUACCGCGCCUUUGGAAAUGCAGCUUCCCCCAUACUGGCUCUCGUCAAGGGUAUCAGUCGACAGUUUCGUGGACCAGGCUGCCAUUACCGACUAUGAGGCCGUACUGGAAGAAUACUGGGCAAUUUACGAAGCCGAGGAGAGGAAGCGCAACGAUACCGUCGUCCAGGUCCCACUUCAGCGUGACAUGUGGGCAAGAGGGAGCUUUUGGUACUUUCACGCCGUCGGCAUACCAAAGGGCAUGUACACGCUGUUCAAUAGGCACAUCCAGCCACUAUUUAACAAGGAGCAUCCUGAUAAGCAAAUAUUCGAUACUGUCUUUUAUUGGUAUUGGGGAUUUGGCGCGCAGGGUUUGAUAGACAAGAAGCUCGGAGAUAAGAAAGAGUACCUGGCCAGCGUGAGAGAGGCGUUUGCGGAAGACUCGUGA